Erigeron canadensis is the source of this 1764-nucleotide messenger RNA. RefSeq lists its product as uncharacterized. Bases 1 to 1764 code for a protein of 587 amino acids. Gene Ontology annotation, molecular function: nucleic acid binding; zinc ion binding. The transcript has 3 exons. NCBI's taxonomy places the organism in Eukaryota, Viridiplantae, Streptophyta, Magnoliopsida, Asterales, Asteraceae. The record is from RefSeq and is a predicted model, not a curated record.
AUGGUGGGAUCUGGUCAUGUAGAGUAUACCAGCAAGUUCCAAAAGCUAGCUAGAUUGGUGCCUCACUUGGUGACUUCCGAGUCUAAGUUGAUUGAGAGAUACAUCUAUGGCCUCAUUCCUCAGAUUCGUAACACUAUGAUUGGCAUUCCUCCUUACUCGAUAGAAGAGGCCAUUCGAAGGACCAGUGCUAUGACUGAUGACCUGGUUAGAGCUGGAACACUGACUAAUUCUGGAGAGAAGAAGAGGGACUUUGGUGAACCCAGUAAGAGAAGGGAUUUCAGAGCUGACAAGAGAGGCAGAGUUGGAAGGGUGUUUGCAGCAGUUGAGCCGGGGCAGAAGGCAUAUGUCGGCCAAGCUCCUCAGUGUGCUACUUGUACUUAUCAUCAUUCAACAACAGUGCCAUGCCGAUUUUGUCAGAACUGUCAGAAAUUUGGGCAUUUAGCUAAAGAUUGCAAAACAGCUAGAAUCCCAACAGCACCACUGAAUGUCGCACCAAGAAACAUUAGAAAUCCUCCAGUUAAUCCAAGAGCUUGUUAUGAGUGUGGUAGCACUGAGCACUAUAGCAAUGCUUGCCCAAGAAUUGUUAGACGACCCGCCCCAGCCGCAGCCAAUCAGAAUCCUCUACAGAUUGCAACACCAAAUCCACCAAGAGCUAACCAAACCCAGCAGACCAGGGGCCGAGUCUUUGCUUUGAAUGCUGUGGAAGCCGCUCACGAUCAGAACGUUGUCACGGACUUGGUCCCAUUUGAAAUGGGUAGUUUUGAUGUAAUAGUGGGGAUGGAUUGGUUAUCCCUGGUAGUUGCUACCAUUGUAUGUCGCGCAAAAAUCCUUAGAAUACCCUUAAGUGGGGGAGACGUACUAGAAAUCCAAGGUGAACGACCCGAGUCUCACAAACGAAAACUAAUGAGCACGACAACCGAAGUAAUCAGACUAGCCGAUAUCCCAAUAGUCCGUGAUUUUCCCGAUGUAUUUCCUGAUGACGUUCAAGGAUUGCCUCCGUCUCGACAAGUUGAAUUCCGAAUCGACCUCUUACCUAAUGCAACUCCAGUAGCAAAGGAACUAUACCGUUUAGCUCCUUCUGAAAUGCAAGAACUCGCGACACAAUUACUAGAGCUACAAGACAAGGGUUUCAUCCGACCGAGUUCUUCACCAUGGGGUGCACCGGUAUUAUUUGUUAAGAAGAAAGACGUAUCUUUUCGCAUGUGCAUCGACUAUCGUGAGCUAAACAAGUUAACAGUUAAGAAUCGAUACCCUUUACCGCGCAUUGAUGAUCUAUUCGAUCAGUUGCAAGGCGCAAAGUACUUCUUAAAAAUUGAUCUUCGUUCAGGCUACCAUCAACUAAGAGUUUGUAAAGAAAACGUGCCAAAGAUAGCAUUCAGCACGAAAUACGGACACUUCGAGUUUCUAGUGAUGCCAUUUGGAUUAACAAAUGCGCCUGCUGUUUUUAUGGACCUGAAGUCGCAUAUUACGGAUUCAUCUCAAGGUGAAGAUGGAUCAAAUUGUGAUAGAGACAUGAGUGUAGUGAAUGAAGUAGUGGUUGAACAAGAGGGAAUAACUCGUGCUUUUAUAAGUGAGCAACUAAGGAAAGCUUUGGAGAAUUUCUCUCCAUUUAUUAUCAAGAAAUUGAAUAAAACUCUGGAAGGAGCGAUGAGUGAUUCCAUUGCUAAUAAAAUAAAGGAAGAAGUUGCAUUAUCGGUGCAAGAAGAAUUUAAUAAACGUUUCCCCAAAAAUCAAGCACCGGAAACUCAAACUCAUGAGAAUUAA